Molecule: messenger RNA, 1917 nt
Organism: Beta vulgaris subsp. vulgaris (sugar beet)
Lineage: Eukaryota; Viridiplantae; Streptophyta; Magnoliopsida; Caryophyllales; Amaranthaceae
Exons: 11
Coding region: 64-1854 (596 amino acids)
Source: RefSeq, a predicted model, not a curated record
UAGUUUUCUCUCCUAAACGAAGUAAUAAGAGCUCAUCUCCUGCAGAAAUCGAAACUGGAAACAAUGGGGAAAACCACAAAAACAAAAACUAAGAAGAAGCAAUCGAACGACACAGAUUCAGAAUCUUCACCAUCAUCAUCUCCUUCAUCUUCAAGCUCCGAAGAAUUAGAACACUCCUCAAAACGGCGGCGUCGUCGGCACCGCGACGACGGCGAUGAAGAUGACGAGAGGUGGAGUUCGAGGAGAGAGAAAUACAAGCGCAGGAAAAAAAGAGGAAGAGAGAGUCGCGAAAAAGAUAGUAGAGAGAGAAAGUAUCGCAAACAUAGCACAAGCAAACGGCGAUCGAGUAGAAGUUCGAAAAAGAAGGAUUCUGAUUCUGAUGAUGAAAGUGAGUUUGAUUCAUCGAGUGAUGAUUUUUCAGAAGCUGGUGAUGUUGUUAGAGAUUUGCUACAGGAAUUUCCUGGAGUUUCUGGUGAUCUUAAGCAGCUCUUACAAAUGAUUGAUGAUGGGCAAGCUGUUGACAUUAAAGGAAUAUCUGAAAAACCACUAAUGAAGCAUCUCGGGAAGCUGUUUGUUUCCUUAAACCUCAAGGAAAAAGGAGACAGAGUUUUCUUGCUACGGUCCAAGGCUCGUCCCACUUUGGAGGUUAUUGGUCCAGUGAUUGCUUCGCAUAGUGAAGCAUCUGAGCUGAAAAAAGGGGACAAUCUUCCGUCUCAGCCUGAUGGAGAUGUUGGAAAUAUUACUGAAGAUGUUCCUUCAGUGACUAUUGGUCCUAAUUUUGAAGCUUCUGCUCCUCGAAGGAGGGUGAUUGGCCCUGAGAUGCCUUCUGCUGAGUUACUUGCUGCUGCAGCCAAACUGACUGAAGCUGAGGCUGAGCUUAGGGAUGCCGAAUUGGAUGAUGAUGGUGGAACAUUUAUCGGGCCACCUCCUCCUGCUCUUGUCACUGAGGCUGAAUCAGCUAAUGAAGCGGAGCGUUUUGAAGAGGUUACAAGAAUAAUGGGAGUGGAGUCUGAUAAUCCUUAUGAUAUUGUUGGAGUAAACCACAAAAUGCCUGGUGAAAAUAUGAAGAAGAGGUACUGGAAACUGUCUCUCUUGGUGCAUCCUGACAAAUGUCCUCAUCCACAAGCUCACCAAGCAUUUAUUAAGCUGAACAAGGCUUUCAAAGAUCUGCAAGAUCCAGAUAAGAGAAAAGCAUUAGAUGAUACUAUUAAGAAAAAAGAAGAGGAAGAAGAAAUGAAGGCAGAACUAAAAUCAAUGCGAGAAGCCGCACUUUGGAGGCGGUCACAAGGCUUGGCUAUGGAAGGGGAUGAUGUGCUGCUCGCAGAGUCGGAUGUGAAAGCUCCACCAAAACGAGAUGAAUGGAUGACGACUCUACCCCCUGAAAGGAAGCCUGGUGGUAUGCCUACGCACUCUACAAAUUUCAGCAGAACUACUAAACAAGGGCGUGGCGAUACCAGUGCUUGGACGGACAGCCCUUUAGACCGGGCUCAGAAGGCAAAGAUGAAUUACAUAGAAGCCUAUAACGAGGCAUCGGCACUCGCCUCUAAUGAAGAAAACAAGAAAGCAUCAGCUGUUGAUGCUGAUUUGGUUGAUCAAUAUAAUAAGGCCAAGCGGUCGAAGUCCUUGGUAGAGAAGCACCAAGAAGAGGCUCAGAAAAGUCGUUCGAAAAAGAAAUCAAAGCAGGUGCAGCAGGCGGAGGAGGACGAAUGGACCGGGAAACACCCCUGGAAACCUUGGGACCGGGAGAAAGAUCUCUCAGCUGGGAGGCAGAAUGUUAAACUUGAUAAGGAGAAUUUGGGUCAGGGUUUAACCUCCAGAUUUUCUUCUGGGUCUUUUCAGAGAAGCUUUCUUUGAGAGAGAACUUACAAUUUUUGUUCAGUCUUAACGUUUAUCAGUUUACACUAUUCCCAUAAGACG